AUGUUCAAUGGAAAUCACGGGUCGGGCGGCGGUUCAGGAGGCGGCGGCUUUCAUGGCCCGAACAAUGGAGGUGGCGGUUCUGGUUCCGGCUUUCAGGGCCACCAGAACAAUCAAGGCAAUUUUAAUCAGGGCAGUCAAGGCAGCUACAAUCAGCACUCUGGCCAGGGAGGUCAGCAACAGCAGCAGCAGUCUGGUUAUCAGAGUAAUGCAAAGCAAUUGAACAGUGGACAGUAUCAUGCUUUCACCACAAGCUUAUAUAAAAAUCUUAAGCAGUCCAAUACUAUUUUCCACGGCGUAGUUCCUGGUAAGACGGCAUACCCAGUAGGCAAGAUCGAGCUGGAGCCUGGUCUCGCAUCGCCCCUGCCCGGUGUCACCCAUCCCCCACCCCUGGAUCCGCAGCUCAUCCUCCAUCUGGAUCAAGCCGGCGCCGCCGGACCACUUCUCUUGGCCUACCUCCCCUCCGCUUCUGCCACGGGGACGGUGACCGGCCGUAGCAACGACGGGCUCUGCCUAUCUGGCUUUCCAUCUGCAGCCGAGGCACACCUCCUCCCCUGCGCAGCCGAGUGCAGUCGCUCCGCCCCCUGUUUCCAUCCCUGCACCGCGUCGCCCAGGCUUCCUACAUUGUGCCCAACGACGGGGUCCUGGCCACAUCCUUGCCGCCGGUUUCUUCCUCGAGCGUGUUGGCCAUGGGAUCCGACCGGCCCCUUCUUGGCUCCCCUCAUCCUCGUCCUCGAAUCGCGCAGCGGCCUCCACCUCACCUAUGAUCCCUCCGCCGACGAGGGGUUCCUACACCAACGGCCUCCCAGAGCGCUGAAAGAAAACCAUGAAGUUCGUCCCGCACAUCCAGUGCAUCUCUUUCGAAGCUCCCGUGCAGUGCGCAUGUGUGUUGCAGUGCAGUGCGUGACGGCAAGAAAAGGGAGCUUGUCAGCGACGAGGGACGCAUCGGCGGCGCUGUGCAGUUUGCCGGCGCAUUCCGCGGAUGCAUGCGAGGGGAGUCAAAUGGGGGCACCGAUGCCCCAUGGAAGAGCAGUAGCGGCGCUUUGCAGUUUAGAACAAUGGAGGACCACACUAAGACGUUUCUGCAGCACACCCACUUGCAGUUCAGUCGGCGGGAGGGUUGAGGGCCACCAAGAGGCAGACGGCGAGCCAGCCGCAGCGUUCACUACUGCUCGGCAGCAACGAUUUAUGCAUCAGUGUGGCCUUGAAGUUCACCGGCGAUCCACUAGCGGUUGGAGCAGCAAGGGCAUGCAGUCCACUAUUUCCUUUUUUUGUUUGUCUUUUGACGUGGUCUUGGCCGAGGACACAGUGCCUUUUCUUUUGCAGUCAUUUGCUUAUAUUAGCACAAACUAGGAUUCACUAAUAUGGUCAGUUUUGGUUUAGCUUUGUUUUCGUUUCAGUUGCAAAGAAAAUCGCUACCAUGUUAAACAAUUAUUAGGAUAUUUAAUUGUGCAAAGUUGUGCUACUAGUAAAUGUUAUGUACAAAGUGGUUUAGGCA
This is a messenger RNA of Triticum dicoccoides, 1495 nucleotides long. RefSeq lists its product as uncharacterized. NCBI's taxonomy places the organism in Eukaryota, Viridiplantae, Streptophyta, Magnoliopsida, Poales, Poaceae. The coding region runs from base 1 to 1350 and encodes 449 amino acids. The transcript has 5 exons. The record is from RefSeq and is a predicted model, not a curated record.